AUGUCUGCAGUACUGCCUCUACCCGUGCUGCGGUAUAUCGAAGGUCACAGUGACCCUCGGCGGAUCAUCGCCUACAACACCAAGACAUGGAGCGUGUGUCUGUACGUCACCGCUAUCUACCUCCUACUAGUGUUCCAGGGUCGACGGUGGAUGAAGCACAGAAAACCAUUCAAACUAAGGAGGCCUCUCUUUCUAUGGAACGUUGGCCUAGCGGUGUUUAGCAUCUUCGGUACGGCCGCCGUACUUCCCUCCGUUCUUCACUCUUUCUACUACUAUGGCGUCGACUACACCGUCUGUUUCAGCGACGGGCCCACCAUCCCUCGCUUCGCAAUCUGGUGCUACAUUUUCGGGCUCUCUAAGAUUCUGGAAUUGGGCGACACUGCCUUUAUCGUACUACGAAAAGGUCCGCUUCCAUUCCUCCACUGGUACCACCACGUCACCGUCCUAAUCUAUACCAUCUACGGUAUCAAUGAUCCCAAUGCACUAGGCGCCAUCUUCAGUGGUAUGAACUACUUUGUCCACUCGCUCAUGUACUCCUACUAUGCCCUGAGAGCCAAUGGAAUUGGAGUUCCUCGCUGGGCGGCCCAGGCCAUCACUCUUCUUCAGUUGUCUCAGAUGUUUGUCGGAGUUUUUGUCACUCUCCGAGCUUUCUACAACGACAGAAGUGGGCACAUGCCAGGCUGCACUGUCAAGGACGACGUAUUUUUCAUGGCUACCGUCAUGUACUUUUCGUACGCCGUUUUGUUCAUUCAUUUUUUCUACAAGAAGUACUGCGGCUCCAGAAACACCAAAUCACACUGACUUUUGUGGAGGACUAAUUUUUGUAUUGCUGACCGACGGGUGUAAUUAUAGCGGCUGUUUGUAAACACAGAUUUGUGCGCGAGAAAGAU
Molecule: messenger RNA, 890 nt
Organism: Geodia barretti
Lineage: Eukaryota; Metazoa; Porifera; Demospongiae; Tetractinellida; Geodiidae
Source: the annotation of a GenBank genome assembly